This is a messenger RNA of Protopolystoma xenopodis, 518 nucleotides long. NCBI's taxonomy places the organism in Eukaryota, Metazoa, Platyhelminthes, Monogenea, Polystomatidea, Polystomatidae. The record is from the annotation of a GenBank genome assembly.
GUUCACAUUUCGGCCUGUUCCCACGACCCUCUACAGGAUUGAAUAGAAGCGGCCCGUCGGAGAACCAGCACAGUCCGCUGCCAGUAAUCACGGCUUCGCAGGUGGACAAAACCAGCGGUUGCGGCGAUUCUGAGGCCGCCAGUGACGCCAAUCUUGAGGCCAGUCAAACAAAAUUGGCCAGAACUGUCGGCGCCCCAGAGGUUCGUGGCAAAAGGCUUGGCGUCGACACGCUUUGCGGCAACGAGAACGACCAGCCGACUGAGUCGGCCAGACGGGACGACGUAAAAGUGGCCCGAACGGAUAGUGCCUGGACUGGUAAAGAGGCCAGUGGACUGUACCACUCUGUCGAGAGGACAGUGGAUCGGCAUUUUGUCAUCCAGCCCUUACAGGAGCUCGAGAAGACCGGCCAAAAUAGCCCCGAAAAAAGCACCGAUCUACACCUUCCUGCAUCUUCCUCCUCCUCCUCUUCCUCUUCUUCCUCUUCCUCUUCUUCUUCUUCUUCUUCUUCUUCUUCUUCU